AUGGCUCGUGCCACGAAUACAGCCGCCGCCCCGGCCUUGAGGGCCCGAGAUGAUCUGGAUUCCACGUGGACCUAUCUGGAGAAGAACGUCAACAAUGUCAUGACAAAGUUGCAGGAUGGUUUGGACAUGAAGACCUACAUGGGUGUCUAUACCGCCGUCCACAACUUCUGUACCUCCCAAAAAGCCGCCAGUUCUCAGCCGCAAGCCGGCACCGGAACGGCGCUCAGUCACAGCCAUCGCGGCGCACAUCUACUAGGCGAAGAACUCUACACUCUUCUUGGCCAAUACCUUACACAGCAUCUUGAAGAUGUCCUUGCUCAAUCCGAAUCGCAUACCGAUGAGGCUCUCCUCGCGUUCUACAUCAGAGAGUGGAAGCGCUACACAGAUGCGGCCAAAUACAACAACCACUUGUUCCGGUACCUUAACCGUCACUGGGUCAAACGAGAGAUCGAUGAGGGCAAGAAGAACGUUUAUGAUGUCUAUACCCUACAUCUGGUGAAAUGGAAGGAUGUCUUCUUCAAGGCGGUGGAGUCAAAGGUCAUGGAUGCCGUCCUCCGACUUGUCGAGAAACAGCGCAAUGGCGAGACCAUCGAUCAGAUGCAAAUCAAGGCAAUUGUGGAUUCGUUUGUGUCUCUCGGCCUGGACGAGCUUGACAGCACCAAAUCGACCUUGGAUGUCUACCGCCUCCACUUUGAGCGUCCGUUCAUUGCUGCCACCAAGGAGUAUUACACCAACGAGUCCAGACGCUUUGUUGCCGAGAAUAGUGUCGUCGAAUACAUGAAGAAGGCCGAGGCUCGACUUGAGGAGGAGAGAGAACGGGUCGGACUCUACCUUCAUCCCGACAUCAUGAAGAAGCUUAUGGAGACCUGCAAUGAAGCCCUGAUCAGUGCUCAUUCAACCUUGCUACGAGACGAGUUCCAAGUGCUACUUGACAACGAACGCACCGAAGACCUCGCUCGUAUGUAUAGGCUCCUCUCCAGAAUCAAAGACGGCUUGGAUCCACUUCGCAAUCGGUUCGAAGUCCACGUGCGCAAGGCUGGUACUGCUGCCGUCGAGAAGGUGGCGACCAACGGCGAUAACUUCGAGCCCAAGGUUUACGUCGAUGCUUUGCUGGAGAUUCACGGCAAAUACCAACAGUUGGUCAACGUUGCCUUCAAUGGCGAAUCCGAGUUUGUCCGGUCACUUGACAAUGCUUGCCAGGAGUUUGUCAACCACAACCAAGUCUGCAAGUCGAAUUCUACCCGGUCGCCGGAGCUUCUCGCCAAGUAUGCCGAUCAGCUUCUGAAGAAAGGGGCCAAGGCUGCUGAUGAGUCUGAACUGGAAGAACUUCUUGUGCAAAUCAUGGUCGUGUUCAAGUACAUUGAGGAUAAGGACGUGUUCCAGAAAUUCUAUUCUCGCAUGUUAGCCAAGCGUCUUGUCCACAGCAGUUCUGUCUCGGACGACGCAGAGACCAGCAUGAUCAGCAAACUGAAGGAAGCCUGUGGUUACGAAUACACCAACAAGCUCCAACGCAUGUUCCAGGAUGUUCAGAUCUCCAAGGAUCUCAACACUGCCUACAAGGAAUGGCACGAAAAGAUCCUCGCCGACAGUGACGAGAAACGCACGGUGGAUUCUACCUUCCAGAUCCUGGGUACUGGCUUCUGGCCCCUCAAUGCCCCCAACACACCGUUCGCACCGCCUGCCGAAAUCAACAGAGCUGUCGAGUCAUUCACGCGCUUCUACGAUCAGAAGCACAACGGUCGAAAGCUGACCUGGUUGUGGCAGCUCUGCAAAGGGGAGAUCCGGGCCAAUUACAUAAAGAGUCAGAAAGUGCCGUACACGUUCCAGGUAUCCACGUGGCAAAUGGCGAUUCUCUUGCUCUUCAACGACUCCGACAAGUUGAAUUACUCCGAGAUCAAAGAACUAACCAAACUGACCGACGAGACCCUCGAAUCAGCCAUUGGUAUCCUGAUCAAGGCUCGCGUCUUGUUGGCCACCCCCGAAGAUGGCAAGCCGGCGCCCGGAACGUCCUACGCACUGAACUACAACUUCAAGAACAAGAAGGUCAAGGUCAAUCUGAACAUCACCGUCAAAUCCGAGCAGAAGGUCGAAUCGGAAGAUACCCACAAAACCAUCGAGGAGGACAGAAAGCUACUGCUACAGGCUGUUAUUGUUCGCAUCAUGAAAGGUCGCAAGAAGCUCAAGCACGUGCAUCUCGUGGAAGAGGUCAUCAACCAAGUGCGCAGCCGGUUCCCACCCAAGAUCUCCGACAUCAAGAAGAACAUCGAUGCUCUGAUGGAGAAGGACUAUCUCGAACGUCUCGACAACGACGAGUUGGCAUACAUCGCUUAA
This is a messenger RNA of Capronia coronata CBS 617.96, 2331 nucleotides long. RefSeq names its product Cullin 1. Bases 1 to 2331 code for a protein of 776 amino acids. Gene Ontology annotation, biological process: SCF-dependent proteasomal ubiquitin-dependent protein catabolic process; protein ubiquitination. The transcript is spliced from 4 exons. Gene Ontology annotation, cellular component: SCF ubiquitin ligase complex. Gene Ontology annotation, molecular function: ubiquitin protein ligase binding. Lineage: Eukaryota; Fungi; Ascomycota; Eurotiomycetes; Chaetothyriales; Herpotrichiellaceae. The record is from RefSeq and is a predicted model, not a curated record.